This is a messenger RNA of Sungouiella intermedia, 1311 nucleotides long. The record is from the annotation of a GenBank genome assembly. NCBI's taxonomy places the organism in Eukaryota, Fungi, Ascomycota, Pichiomycetes, Serinales, Metschnikowiaceae.
AUGACCAAAUCACCCCCACCGCAACUAUUUAUUCAGAAUCCCUAUACUAACCGCCAAGUCAAUGGAACCUUGGAACAAGAGGUGAAAAUCAUUAAACGGAAGUUAAACGGGUUCGUUGGCUUCGCCAACUUACCUAAGCAAUGGCACAGAAAGUCUGUAAGAAGAGGUUUCUCUUUCAACUUUAUGGUGGUUGGAGAAUCUGGUUUGGGUAAGAGAACCCUUGUCAAUACUCUUUUCAACAAGGAUGUCUUGCCCCCUAAGCCGGAUUUAGAGGAUGAGGAGGAAGUUUCCGGAGUCAAAAUCGAGUCACAUGCCGCCGAAGUCGAAGAAGACGGCGUCAAGUUGAAGUUGAACAUCAUUACCACCCCAGGAUUCGGUGAACAGCUUAACAACACCGAUGCAUGGAAGCCCAUCGUCGAUGAGAUCAACUCCCGUUUUGAUAACUACUUGGAGGCUGAGAGCAGAGUCAACCGUGCCUCAGUUCCCGAUGAACGUGUACAUGCUCUAUUAUACUUCAUUGAGCCCACCGGCCAUUCGUUGAAGGCUUUGGACAUUGAGUUCAUGAAGCUGGUGCAUGAGAAGGUCAACUUGAUUCCCGUAGUAGCCAAGUCAGAUACAUUGACGGACGAGGAGAUCGCAGAGUUCAAGGCCCGUAUUUUGGAUGACAUUCGUCACCAGGAAAUCAGCAUUUUCGAACCCUCUGUGUAUGACAAUGACGACGAGGAGACGGUGACAAACUCUAAGAACUUGAUUGCCACGUUCCCGUUCGCCGUCAUUGGCUCCACCAGCGAAGUGCAGUUGCCUGAUGGACGUGCAGUUAGAGGUAGAGCAUACCCAUGGGGUGUGAUUGAGGUGGACAACGAGCAACAAAAUGAUUUCGUCAAGUUGCGUCAAUUGUUGAUCCGCAGCAACUUGGAGGAGUUGAAGGAGUCUACCGCAGACAAGUUGUACGAGAACUACAGAACUCAGAAAUUGUUGAAGAUGGGUAUUGAGCAGGACAAUACCGUUUUCAAGGAAUUCGAUCCAUUGACUAAGCAAGAGGAAGAGAGAGCCUUGCACGAAGCUAAAUUGGCUAAGAUGGAGGCCGAGAUGAAGACGGUGUUCCAGCAGAAGGUUAGCGAGAAGGAGAAGAAGUUGCAAAGAUCUGAGGCUGAUCUUUUCGCCCGUCACAAGGAAAUGAAGGAGAAGUUGGCUAAGCAAAUCAAGUUGUUGGAGGACAAGAAGGUGCAGUUGGAGAAGCAGAAGAGCUUACCCCAGGAGCCACCAGCUGCAUCGGUUCCUCAGAAAACACGUAAGGGAUUCUUGCGUUAA